CAUCAAAGUUCUUUAUUAUAAAAAUCUGAGCGACUUUGCUCUACACCACAACAAUCUUCCACCAUGCCCCCCAGCAAAAUGAAAACCAAUGCCUUGCCCCGGACGGGAGCCUCGUCUAAGGUUGGCAAGGGUCGCGACAACGCAAAGAACGGGCACCGUUCGGCGGAGACGAUCAAUCGGUUGAAUCUGUACAAGUCUAGAGCGAUUCGCAACAAAAAGGGCAUCGUUAUCGGUGGAGACUUUAUGAUGGGCAACCGAGCCGGUGACAGGGAAAUCACAGCCGAAACUGGACGGAUCGCUCCGGAUCGUCGGUGGUUCGGAAACACCCGAGUCGUUGAUCCGAAGCAGUUGGAUACAUUUAGGCAGGAAAUGACGGAAAAGGUUGCCGAUCCCUAUUCCGUUGUUUUGAAGCGAAAGAAACUGCCUAUGGGACUAUUGAGAGAGGCUGCAGAUCGGGAUGCCCCGCCGAGUCAGGCCUUGUUGGAGCAGGAGCCUUUCUCACAAGCAUUUGGUAGCAAAUCCAGGCGUAAGAGGGUCAAAUUGGACCAGCUCAUGCUGGCAAGAACGGACGAAGAUCCGAAUAAGAACAACGUAGAGGAAGGUCGACGCAAGGGCGGUAAAGCAGAAGUGGUAGAAAACUUUUCCUCUACCCAAGAUGGAGAAGAGGUCAAUCCCUAUGCAAAAUUACUAAGUGUUGCCAAAACGAGUCACGAAACCUACCAGAGUCGGAACAGCCGCGAGGGUAUUGUUCCCUGGGGUCGUGAUUCGAAUCUAACUAAGACAGAGGGAGAAAACGUUGAUUGGAGACACGAAAAGAAAGACGAUUUGUUCUUGAAGGGUCAAUCCAAACGAAUCUGGGGAGAAUUUUUCAAGGUCGUCGAUUGUUCGGAUGUUAUUCUACACAUCAUUGAUGCACGCAAUGUGCCAGGUACUCGAUGUACUAUGAUUGAAAGACACAUUCGCGAUAAUGCAUCUCACAAGCAUUUGGUCUUCGUGCUAAAUAAGAUUGAUUUGGUUCCCAACUGGGUGGCGAAACGUUGGAUGGGAGAGCUGGCCAAAGAUCGUCCCACCAUCGCCUUUCAUGCGUCCAUGACACAUGCGUUCGGAAAAGGUGCGCUGAUUAGUCUCCUCCGACAGUUUGGAAAACUGCACGAUGACAAAAAGCAAAUCAGUGUUGGCGUGAUCGGCUAUCCCAAUGUUGGAAAGAGUAGUGUUAUCAACACACUUAUUUCCAAAAAGUCGUGCAAGGUUGCUCCCAUUCCCGGAGAGACAAAGAUCUGGCAAUACAUUACUUUAUUUAAGCGUAUUUCACUCAUUGAUUGCCCUGGAGUUGUUGUUGACACAGCAGGGGACACUGAGACAGAGUCGGUCCUGAAGGGUGUUGUUCGAGCUGAGAGACUCGAAACUCCAGAAGACUAUAUCCAAGCGAUCGUAAACAAAGUGAAACGUGAACACAUUGCAGGACAGUAUAAGUUCACAAAGGAAGAGUCUAAAUGGAAAAAUGUCACGCAUUUAUUGGAAACUAUAGCAACGAAGGCAGGUAGACUGCUUAAGGGUGGAGACCCUUGUCUUCGAAGUGCAGCUAUUACUGUGAUCAACGAUUUCCAAAGAGGGAGGUUGCCUCAUUAUGUACCGCCUCCAGAAUUGAAAGAAGAUGAAGAGCAAAUCAAAUCGAGCGAAGCAGUCGUACAAUCAAUUGAACCCGAAACACAAGAUCUAGAAAACGUCGGAGAGGAAAAUAUGAAGACCGACCAAACGGAGGAAGAAGAUCAAACUAGUGAAAAGAACGAAAUAGAGUCGACGGAGAAUAAACAAGCUGAAGAGGGAGAAAAAGAUGAACCUAUUGCCGUUGCGGAAGGAGAAUGGGAAGAUUGAUAAUGACAAUUUAGGAACGAUAUGUGGACUUUGUUUUGAUCCAAUAGAUUCUAAUUUAGGUU
Messenger RNA from Pseudo-nitzschia multistriata, 1937 nucleotides. NCBI's taxonomy places the organism in Eukaryota, Bacillariophyta, Bacillariophyceae, Bacillariales, Bacillariaceae. The record is from the annotation of a GenBank genome assembly.